AUGCAUCCCAACUAUAACAGCAAUACCCGGGAUAGCGACUACGCUGUUCUCCAUUUGACGCAAUCGAUUAUAAAUAUCAAAUCCGUGGCGAUCGCCGAGAAAGCUACGGUUACAGGGGAGUCUGUUAGCUUGUAUGGCUGGGGAGUGACUAGCAAGCUGUUGGAUGAGAACUCCCGCACGUUGCAGCAGCUCCAGACGACUUUCAUCUCAGCCUCCGACUGCUUCCAGGCGUGGUCGGACGUUUCCCCCGUGACUGCGAAUAUGAAUUGUGAUGCCGCGCCGGAGAAGAGCCAGGGCUCCUGUGACCAUGACCAAGGAGGACCAGUUGUCAACGACUCUGGGGAGCUAGUGGGUAUUAUCGGCUACUAUAACUACUGUCAGCCGCAAUCCAAUGGUCGCCCCGACGUCAAUAAUGACCCUUUAAGCGCAUCUGACUGGAUCGCUUCUAAUACCAUCUGA
This is a messenger RNA of Penicillium canariense, 459 nucleotides long. RefSeq names its product trypsin-like cysteine/serine peptidase domain-containing protein. Bases 1 to 459 code for a protein of 152 amino acids. Lineage: Eukaryota; Fungi; Ascomycota; Eurotiomycetes; Eurotiales; Aspergillaceae. Gene Ontology annotation, biological process: proteolysis. The transcript has a single exon. Gene Ontology annotation, molecular function: serine-type endopeptidase activity. The record is from RefSeq and is a predicted model, not a curated record.